Myripristis murdjan (pinecone soldierfish) is the source of this 4291-nucleotide messenger RNA. It is a transcript of the gene sec62, whose product is annotated as SEC62 homolog, preprotein translocation factor. Lineage: Eukaryota; Metazoa; Chordata; Actinopteri; Holocentriformes; Holocentridae. Gene Ontology annotation, biological process: post-translational protein targeting to membrane, translocation. Gene Ontology annotation, cellular component: endoplasmic reticulum membrane; endoplasmic reticulum. The record is from RefSeq and is a predicted model, not a curated record. The coding region runs from base 62 to 1351 and encodes 429 amino acids. The transcript has 8 exons.
CGCGAUACUACACGCUCUAUGAGCAGUCGCGCGCACGUCGGAAGCGCUGAGUUGGAGGAUCAUGGCGGAGCGCAGGAGGCAUAAAAAACGGAUCCAGGAGGUGAGCGAGCCCACCAAGGAGGAGAAGGCAGUGGCCAAGUACCUCCGUUUCAACUGCCCCACCAAGUCCACUAACAUGAUGGGCCAUCGGGUCGACUAUUUCAUUGCCUCCAAGGCAGUGGACUGUCUACUUGACUCCAAGUGGGCCAAGGCCAAGAAGGGAGAGGAGGCACUGUUCACCACCAGGGAGUCUGUGCUGGAUUACUGCAACAGACUCUUAAAGAAGCAGUUCUUUCAUCGGGCUCUCAAAGUGAUGAAGAAGAAGCCGGAGAAGGAGACCAAGAAAGAGAAAGAAAAAGAAAAGGAGAAAGCCAAGGGUGACAGCAGCAAGGAGGAGGAGAAAAAAGGGAAGAAGGAGAAAGAGAAGAAGAAAGAGUCUGAGGCUGGUGAAUCCAAGAAAGAGAAGAGUGAUGACAGUCCUGGAACCCCGAAGAAGAAGAAGGAGGUGAAGAAGAAGUUCAAACUGGAGCCCCACGAAGACCAGCUGUUCCUGGAUGGAAACGAGGUGUAUGUGUGGAUUUACGAUCCAGUCCAUUUUAAAACUUUUGCCAUGGGACUGAUACUGGUCAUUGCAGUAAUAGCGGCCACUCUGUUCCCGCUGUGGCCAGCUGAGAUGCGUGUAGGAGUGUACUACCUAAGUGUGGCAGCAGGCUGCUUCGUGGCCAGUAUAUUACUGCUAGCUGUUGCCCGCUGCAUCCUCUUCUUGAUCAUCUGGGUGGUGACGGGCGGGCGCCACCACUUCUGGUUCUUACCCAACCUCACAGCAGACGUGGGCUUCAUCGACUCAUUCAGGCCGCUCUACACCCACGAGUACAAGGGCCCAAGGGCCAACUCCAAGAAGGGCUCGGACAAGUCAGACGACAAGGCGGGGGACAGUGCCGCCUCCACCAAGGCCCAGAAGUCAGACAGCGAUGAGAAGUCAGACAGUGAGAAGAAGGACGGGGAUGAGGAUGAGGACGAGGAGGAGGAAGAGAGCAAAGAGGCGGGGCCUGAGGAGAGCAAAGAAGCUGAGGAGGAGGAGGAGGAGGAGAUAGAGGGGACGGCGGCAGAGCGGCAAUCGGACACAGACAGCGACCGCAGAGAGGACGAAGGCUCGCAGCACAGCAACGGAAACGACUUUGAGAUGAUCACCAGAGAGGAGCUGGAGCAGCACACGGAGGAGGAAGAGGAGGAUGAGGAGGAGGAGGAGGAGACACAGGAGAGGAAAGAAGGGGGAGCGAGCGAGACUAAGCCCCAGACUGCUGAAACAUAAACUCUUUCAAGCCGAUCUCUCUCUCGUUCUCCUCCCCGCCCUUCCGCCUGUGCUCCCAGGACCUGCUCCUCCAGUCCCUCUGACCACGCCGAGGCUGUGGAGAGGCUCCCAUCUCUUGUCUGUUGAGAUCUUCCACUAAACCGUACCGAUAGACCAGUACCGGGAUAGACACAACGGUGAAAAGAAAACGGCUAUGACAAUGGAGAGAAAAAUGUAAAAGAAGCCUUAUGGUGGAUGUGAUUCCUCCCCUGCCCUGUUAUUUAUGUGAUUAAGUAAAAAUGAAAUCUGCCACCAGACAUGUUCGCCUGAGGAAGUUGUCACCAAAACCCCCAUCACACCAACACCCAUGGAGGUUUUUUUUUUUGUUGUUGUUGUUGUUAUUUUUCUUUGGCUUAGCUCUGUUAUUGUCAUGAAGUUGCUCUCCCCUGUUAAUUCAAAAUGACUUGUUAUUUAUGUCCCAUCUUUGGUUUCCUUUGGAUGUUUUUUUUUUUUUUUUUUUUGUAUCUAAGGUCAAAUCCCUGUUUUAAAUACAGAUAAUUGAAUUGCUGUCUUCCUAAAUUUGCUAAUAACGAGGACAUAGUGGCAUCUCGUUUAGCUGUUGCCCCCCCCAGCCUGUGGUUUCGUCGUCCUCCAUGAGUUGGUGCAGUUAUGAUGUUAAAUUGUGCCCGGUGAGCCAGCUAUGCCAGGAGCACGCAUCACAUCCUGUUGAAUGCCAGUCAGGCUGAUAGCUUUCUCAGGCAGCACUUACACUUUUAGUGAACUGACCAACAUUUCCGCUUUGCCACUGAAAACUGAACUUAGUCAAACGGACCAAAUCCCCCUAGUUCACCCGAAGGAUCCUAAAAUCCACGAUAGCGCGGCUGGAUAGAGCUUUUGAGGAGCAGUCGUAUGAGAAUCAUAUGGCUCUUUGAGGUACUUAAUAUUUUCAGAAAUGAGAAAUGAUGGUUUUUGUAUGGCUGAUUAUGGUCAUAGUGCAAUUCUCUACACACUUUGAAGUACUUCUAGUUCAUGUUUGUUCACAGUGGGACUCAAAACUGAGCAGCUGAUACAUUUGGCUUAAUUUCUUUACAGUUAAAAAACAACAACAAAAAAAGCAGCAUCGCUGUUACAGCUGAAAGAUGAAAAGUUCACCUGUUAACUUUCUGUCUACAGAGAGAACCAGAUAUAAAAGAAAACUCUAGUGCCAAACACAACAUACAAUGUUAUGCAUGCUGAGUUCAUAUGGAGAGGCAAGUGUGAGCAACACAUUUUGGUACAUUUUGUUCAUUCAUUUUGUAACAGUAGUGUCAAAUUCCAAACCUUUCACACGUUUGAAAAGAAAAUAAAAAAAGCACAGCACAAGGUUGUUAGUGUCUAGCUAAACAAAGAUCUUUGGUCUCAAUGAAACCAUUUAAGGGUGUACGCACUAGACUCCGAUUCACACGCCAUCCCGAGCAAACCAUGCCCCGUCUAGUUUAGCACAAGCUGUCAUGUGUGAAAAUGGUGGGCUUGCUUAUUGAAUCCAUUGACCAUAACCUUGCUUUGUUGCUUUGCCUUUGCUGGAAUUCCAGUCAGGCCCACUGACUAGAGCUGAGUUCCCAGUCUGACACCUUCUGACCCCGCACGGCUGCGGCCCCGGCACCGGGCCCGGCCCCGUCCUGCCCUGGAGGUGGAUUAGCACACCCACAGGGGCCGCAGCCCACCGCUGUCCUUCCCUUCAUUUACAUUAUCUUUUGGCUAGAAUUGUUUUAGAUGCUCUUUUUACUCAUAGUGAGGAUAAUAUUUAAGUAUAAAAAAAUAGAAAUGUAUCAUUUUAUAUAUGAAUUCUAUUGAUAUAUCAAAUAUAUACAUACUUACAGUCCAAGAAAUUAUGUAACAGCUUGUUCAACUUGAACAGUGUCCUUUUUUGGUCAAAAUAGGAAUACUUUUUUUUUUUUUUUAAUGCUUUUUUUUUUUUUUUUUUUCGUUUUUAUUUGAUCAUCAGUUGGCAAACUCAUUCAAGAGUACACUCUUUUUGAGCAUGACAUCUGGGAUUAGAAAACAGUUGGAAUAUAUUGGAUGGUUUUGUCAUUCUUUAUUGUAUUUUUACAUGUUACACCAUGAUAUUGAAUGUGUGAAACAUAUAACUGUAACUAGAUAGAUUAUGUGUAAAGCAUUGCCACAUGUUUCUCUCUCUCUAAGAAUGAUUAAUCAUUAACUUGAGGUUGGGAAAUGAAUGGCUUGCAUAACAGUGACAACAAUUUUCAGUAUCCCACUAAAUCUGUGGCAAGCUCUCCUUACAGGACGGUGUGACACCAAACAAAAAUCAGCUUAAAGUUUGUUUGGUAUAUUCCACACAGCUGAACUGUACAAAACUGUCCAUUAAUUUUGUCUAAAACUGAGUCACUGAAUUGCCCACCUUGUAUUUUCCUCUGGAAAGAGCAUGCUUGGUAAUUUUCUCAACCUUUAGCCUUGUUUAUCAGUUUGUUUCACAAUCUCCUGUAAUCCCAUCGAAGUUUGUAGCUAUUUGACUUUUCCAAUUCACGCACCAUAUUGUUGCUCUUGUUUUUUAGUAUCCUUUUUUUCCCCAACAGGCACAGUGCAUCUCUGUGUCCUGUUGUGUUCUGUUCUGGAGAGAGGUGCCAGUUGCUGUACUCUGAAUUUUGGCAAAACUAUUUCAAGAAGAAAAAAAAAUCUUCAAUUGUUCUUGAGUGUUGCACAGUAUCAGUCUGUUGUAUAUUGUAGUAUUACUCUCUAUGCUGCUGCUUCUCAUCGCACAUUUCUGGGGGAAAAAAGUGAAAAAUGUAAACAUCCUUCAUGUUUUAUCUCUGGUCAAAAGUGUCUUUUGAUCACCUAGUUGUCCACGUUUGGAUCAAUAUCAUUCUGAAGACUGUCUCAUGCAAUAUUGGAGUAUAAUUUAAUAAAUUGGAUGUCUGGAAAUAUAUCUGUAUCUUAUCAUUGCAAUAAAAAUAUAGAAAGGAU